Molecule: messenger RNA, 1436 nt
Organism: Cottoperca gobio
Lineage: Eukaryota; Metazoa; Chordata; Actinopteri; Perciformes; Bovichtidae
Product: caspase-6-like
Exons: 8
Coding region: 43-948 (301 amino acids)
Biological process (GO): positive regulation of neuron apoptotic process; proteolysis; apoptotic process
Cellular component (GO): cytoplasm
Molecular function (GO): cysteine-type endopeptidase activity
Source: RefSeq, a predicted model, not a curated record
AUUUUACAGUAGUGUCAGUAGGAGUGAAGACAACCUGUGAACAUGUCAAACACGGCUCAAGACAGAUAUGGAGGAAGUGUUGCUAAACACAACAACACAGCAACAGACAGGGCGGCAUGCACGGAGAACCUAACGGAGACUGAUAACUUCAUCAGAAGCUCUUUAGCUUUGGAUCCUGCAGAGGAGUACAAGAUGGACAACAAACAACGAGGCCUUGCACUCAUUUUUAACCAGGAGCGCUUCUUCUGGCGCCUGGGGUUAAACGACAGGCAUGGAACCAAUGCUGAUCGCGCCAACCUGGAGAAAAGACUGAAGGAGUUAAACUUCGAAGUGAGGGCUUAUGAUAACUACAAACAAGUGGAAGUCUUAGAUAAAAUCAGUGAAGCCGCGGAGGAAAACCAUUCGAACGCAGACUGCUUUCUGCUCGUCUUCCUGAGCCACGGCGAGAACGAUCACGUUUACACCUACGACGGCAAGAUCAGCAUUCCCAAUAUCACAUCCCUGUUUAAAGGAGACAAGUGCAAGAGCCUCGUCGGAAAGCCAAAGAUCUUUAUAUUACAGGCAUGCCGUGGAGAUAAGCACGAUGAUCCAGUGACCGCCUGGGAUGCCGUGGACAGCGAGCUGAAGACGAAUGAGGUGGUGGUGGACGCCAGCGCUGUAUACACCCUGCCUGCCGGGGCAGAUUUCAUCAUGUGCUACUCUGUGGCUGAAGGAUACUAUUCCCACCGGGAGACCAUCAACGGCUCCUGGUACGUCCAGGAUCUGUGCGAGCUGCUCGGGAAACACGGGGACUCCCUUGAAUUCACAGAAUUACUCACGCUGGUCAACAGGAAAGUGUCCAUGAGGAGUGUCGGGAACAGUAAUGACCGCAACGCCAUCGGGAAGAAGCAGGUGCCUUGCUUCGCUUCGAUGCUCACCAAGAAACUCUACUUCCGAUCGAAAAAGUAACGGUUUCACAGCUCAGUCAUGAAACCAGCUGGUUUUUACAUCCAAACCUGCGAGAGAAUGUUUCUGUGUACGUAGAAUUUAUAGUGGUUAUAAAACAACAGGAACACCUUGUGUCACACCUACUGAAGAACUGUUCCUGCCUCAGGCCAACACGCUCCACUUUACAAUCCUCCACCUUCACGUCAAGUUUCUGCUUGACAAAACCUUCACCUGCUUAUAAAAGGGUUUUCUUUCGCAUUUGCAUGACACAAUCAACAUAUGUGGAGACGGUAGAGAAGAAAUCAGGUCGCAGUAUCUGCUCUUCAGGGUUAUCUGGUUUCUGUGUGAAUGUAAACACAGUAGACGUUAUAAUGCAAUCUAACACGACAGCGCUGCAGUCUUCAAAAGUUUAAAUCACUGUAUCAGAUUAGUGAGUCAUCAGAGAGAGAGAGAGAGAGAGAGACACAGAGAGAGAGAGACAGAGAGAGAGAGAGAGUGACAGAGAGAGA